AUGGUUUCAACGGGAUUUGCAGUCCCGAUCAUGGUGGAAAGUUGGGUGUUCGACGAUUACAUUAUCAAGAACACAAACUUCAAUCCAUGGCAGGAGGCGAUACCCCCUGCAGCGGAUAUUUCAACAACCGCCUACAAUGGUCCAGUAAAUGUCAGCUAUGAGGUCAGUUUUAUGCUGAACAUUAGUUCCAUUGGAACAAGCGGGAUUUCGUCACUAAAUUUAUCCUCUACUGAUGAUAAUAGAGUGGAGAUAUCAGCAGAAGGGGUUUAUGAUGAUAAAACGGGACAACUUUGUAUGGUUGGUUGUAGAAACUUGAAAAAUGCUUCUUUUGACUGUGAGAUUCUUGUGAAAUUCCAAUUCCCGCGAGGUAAGGAAAGUUUCAUAAAGGGAAAUAUCGAGAGCCUACGUGAAAAAAACGAUGCUUUGUACUUUGAGAAUCUCAAUAUCAUUUCACAAAUAUUCGACGAAACUGAAGCAGGAGAAUCAAUAUGGAGAGUUGAUUUAGAAGUUGUCAUGGUCUUGAUCUCGUAUACACUGAUGUGUGUGUUUACAAGACGACAGUUACUUCAUCUGAAGAAGAGGGCUGAAAUGGUUAAUUUCAUUUCGGUUUCGACGAUGUUAAUUCUUACUCUUGGGCACAUGGUUCCUCUAGUGCUAAACUUUGAGGCGAUAUUCUCAAACACUAGCAAUCAGCGAAAGGUACCAAUUAGGAGUGAUGGAUUGCUUGAAGCAAACGAGGUGAUUGUGAGGUUAGUGACAAUGGUGGCUUUCAUUUUGCAAUUUCGUCUUCUUCAGUUAACAUGGAUUGCAAAAAAGAAUAGGUGGAUUCAUGAAAUACGGACACUUUGCAUUUGUUUACCGAUGUAUAUUAUCGGUGGGUCAACAAUGUUUGUUCUGAACUGGAAGAACAAUAAUGGCACUAUUUCAAGUCAACGUCAGAGUUCCAUCUGGGUUGACUUGAGGUCUUAUGCUGGAUUAACUAUUGAUGGCUUUCUAUUCCCACAGUUGAUACUCAAUAUUUUCCAGGCUUCAAAAGAAAAUGUUUUGAGUCAUCCCUUUUAUAUAGGAACCACAUUCGUACGAUUACUGCCUCAUGCAUAUGAUCUUUACAGGGGUCAAAAGUAUAUCAGCCAUCAGUUAGAUAGGUUAUAUAUUUAUGCAAAUCCGAGAUCAAACUUUUACUCACCUUCUUGGGAUAUUGUCAUUCUUUGUGGAGGCCUGUUAUUUGCAGUGAUCGUUUUCUUGCAGCAACGUGUUGGCGGUCGGUUUAUGUUUCCAAAGCGAUUCCAGGGGAAUGUUGAGUAUGAAGUGACGCUUGUAACAAGCAUUAAGUAA
Helianthus annuus (common sunflower) is the source of this 1335-nucleotide messenger RNA. RefSeq lists its product as uncharacterized. Lineage: Eukaryota; Viridiplantae; Streptophyta; Magnoliopsida; Asterales; Asteraceae. Gene Ontology annotation, cellular component: intracellular membrane-bounded organelle. The record is from RefSeq and is a predicted model, not a curated record. The coding region runs from base 1 to 1335 and encodes 444 amino acids. The transcript has a single exon.